UUAAACUCACGACUUUCCAGCUCAACAAUCUCUCGCACUCUAGAAUGCAUUGGCCGGCAGUUCUUCUCAUCUCAGCUAAAAUCACAUGCACCCCUGGCCUACGCCAGAAAAACAUGGCUGACCAUUCUAUCGGUAUCUGGUGACGUGAACCACUAGACCGACCCACCUAUACUUAUGUAUAAGCCUUCCAUGGCUGCUGUGUUGCGCCUCUUUUCGUCGAUUCCAGUCGGAUCUUGACCUAUGCACCGCCAAAAUGCCGGAUGAUCGUAGUAUCCAGGCGUCCAGGUUGCAAGUCCUGAUCGUCGGCGGCAGUCUAGGAGGCCUUGCGACUGCUAUAGCCCUGAGGUCCCAAGGCCAUGUUGUCACGAUAUACGAGCAAGCCGGCUUCAACGACACUCGUGGCGCCGGUAUCACACUUUUCCCAAAUGCUUUAUCUGCCCUUCGAGACCUAGACGUGGAGCUCAGUACCAUUCGGGCCUCCAAAGUCAAACAGGUUAGCCCUCUGUCCUCGACCCCGAAGACUCUCUCUCACCCGGUGGUCCAGAUCACUCGAACGAACCUCGAUGAAGGCUGUGAGGCUCCGAAAACUGUCAACGUCAAGCUUGACGAAAGCAGUUGGGUAAGGUCUUCAGAGGAAGCUCCUCAGACACCUUGUUGACAAUUGAAUAGAUGUGGCACAAUGCCACAUAUCACGACAUCCUAAUCGCCCUGCGCCAGAAGCUCAACGAUCCCAAAUCACCUGGACCAAAAGCUGAAGUUCGGACGUGUGCACAAGUCGUCAAGGUUGACCCAUCACAUGGUGUCAUAUUCUUCGCAGAUGGAUCACAGGCACAUGGUCACAUAAUCAUCGGUGCUGAUGGCGUGCAUUCUGUCUGUCGACCAUAUAUCCCUCAGGGCAAUAAUCAACGGUUUCGUAUCCAGCGAGGGGUGUUCCGGGCGCUCAUUCCCAGAGAGACACUUCUUGCUGACCCCAAAACAUCCAAGUUCGUUGAGCAGUUGGGACACGCAAUCUGCUACAACCUAGAGGAGAGAAGUUUACUGGUGUUCCCGGCAUCCGAACACGAGAACAUCUGUGUGAAAUUGUUGUAUGAUGAUCAUAAAGGAUUCAAAAGCCUCUGCAAAGACUGGAGAGAGCCGUCGAGCAGAACCAAAAUGCUUCGGAUCGCAGCUGGACUCCCGGAAGAAUGCAUCGCGCUUUUGGAAAAGAUCGAGGCCCAGAACCUGCAAGAUCAGCCUAUAUGGGACAUGGACCCUCUCAGCAACUUUCAUUCUCACCGUCUUGUACUGAUGGGUGACGCUGCACACCCCAUGCCCCCUUAUUGCGGCCAGCGUGUUGCAAUGGCUAUUGAGGACGCCAUCGCGCUGGGCACUGUACUAGACCCAGAGGUCAGAUUGGAAGAAUUGGAGGAGCGCUUCAAGCUUUAUUCCACCACGCGCAGCACACGGGCCGCUGCGGUCCAGCAAUUUGUCAGAGGGUUGAGUGAGUUGGACAUGUGGGGUGGCACAAGCGGAUUCGAUGCCACUGCAUUUCGAACAUAUAUAUUGGGACACAAUGAGAGGGACCACAUGACCCAGGCUCUGAGUUACUGGAAAAUGCAAAAGUCACUGCAGCAAGAUAUCAGCAAGGUUGCGUCCAACGUCACCAAGCCAACUAACAGAACUCCGGACAAUACUCCUCAACCUAAGAUUGCACCUGUGCGGAGGAAGUCUUGGUUCUCAAAAUUCUUGCCUUCAAAGCAGCGUCCUAUUGUUGCACUUGUGGGAACAUGAUGACGAGGGGUUAUUGUAAGAUAGGUUAUGGUUGAUUUUGAGAUCUUGAGGCUAGACUUCGAGCAUGUAUGAUAUGUUCUGUAUUGGCCCAGGGAGAUAUGGCUUUGAUUGAGGAAGGAUAUACUCUCGGCCUAAUGGAUGCGGCAAGGUGCAUAUUUUGUGCGUCGGUGUUCUAAUGAUGAUAAAAUUGAUAGACCGUCGUUCCAAUGGUCUUUGCUAGACCUGGCGGCAUCCUCACUGGCCUCUUACUUUUGGUGAACAUUGCGCAGGUAUUGAUCCCUACGAAGAUAGGCUCCUAGCAGAGCUUGAGCAGAGCUUGCGCAGCUAGAAAGGGGGUCAGCAGCCACAACACAAGGUAUUGGUCAGAGAUACUCUUCAGGACUGGUAUACUCGUCAGGACUGUGACUUAUACCAUCACGACACCUAGCAAAAAUCAUGGCUGUGG
Molecule: messenger RNA, 2215 nt
Organism: Exophiala mesophila
Lineage: Eukaryota; Fungi; Ascomycota; Eurotiomycetes; Chaetothyriales; Herpotrichiellaceae
Exons: 3
Coding region: 670-1770 (366 amino acids)
Molecular function (GO): monooxygenase activity; FAD binding
Source: RefSeq, a predicted model, not a curated record